Molecule: messenger RNA, 861 nt
Organism: Rangifer tarandus platyrhynchus (Svalbard reindeer)
Lineage: Eukaryota; Metazoa; Chordata; Mammalia; Artiodactyla; Cervidae
Source: the annotation of a GenBank genome assembly
AUGGUAAUGUCCGAUCUGCGGCCGCGCUCCCCCCGCCGCGCUGAGUUAUGGCUGGCACCGCGCGUCUCCCAGGGUAAUUUGAAUUCAGAUGAGCUGCCGCAGUGUUCCGGAGCCUGGCGGCCGGCCGCUGACGGAUGGCACUCGGGUUAUCACAAGGUCACCGGCGCAGCCGCCGCCCGCCGCGGGAGGGGCCGGCGGGCCUUGGGCGCCUUGGGGGGGAAGGUGGGCAGCAAGCGGACCCCUGAAAAGUGUCGGACCGAAGGCCAUGUGUUCGGGAGAGCGUGGCCACCAGCCUCACAGCUGUGGUCCCCGGAGGGAGAUGGACACCCGCCCGCCCUCCCGGGCGCCUGGCCGCCCCUCAUAGUGGGGCGGGGGCCCAGGCCCCGGAAAGCGCUGACCAGCGCUGGGCUCAGAGCUCGGAGGUCCGCGGAGCUGCCUGCGGGGAGCCCCCAGGUCCAGCACCCCGCGAAGGGUGGGUGGCAGAGCCAGCAGCUGGAGCCUCGAGAUGCAGUCAGCUGGUCUCUGCCAAAACGCCAAACGGACGUCCUCCAGACACCGGCGGCCGGCCGCUCCUGCCUCUCCGCCGGGGUGAUGGUGGGCUCUGAGGAGCAGGGUGGGGCGCGGUUUGUGGACCGCGGCAGUCUCCAGUGCGCGAGGGUCCUGUCUCUUCGAGCCCAUCUGCUCGCGAGGCCCCGCUUGUCCGUGCCGUCGGCACUGGGGGGCCAGCGAGGGCACCGCAGAUGGACGUGCGCGGAGCUGCGGGAGCGGUGCCCCCACCCCCACCCCCGGACCGCCACCCCCGGAAGAGCCGGCUUGCUGCCCCCGCGGUGCGCAUCUCCGCUCCGCUGCUUCCGGGAGUGA